Molecule: messenger RNA, 4498 nt
Organism: Populus euphratica (Euphrates poplar)
Lineage: Eukaryota; Viridiplantae; Streptophyta; Magnoliopsida; Malpighiales; Salicaceae
Gene: ACA9
Product: autoinhibited Ca(2+)-ATPase 9
Exons: 33
Coding region: 566-3898 (1110 amino acids)
Biological process (GO): calcium ion transmembrane transport
Cellular component (GO): plasma membrane; intracellular membrane-bounded organelle
Molecular function (GO): P-type calcium transporter activity; calmodulin binding; ATP hydrolysis activity
Source: RefSeq, a predicted model, not a curated record
UGUUAGUUUUCAAUUUUUUUCCAACAAAAACAUCAGCUCUCUCUCCACCCACACGCUUCACAUGAGCUGUCGAUUAAUUCCCCAAACCCACCGUUUUUUCUCUCCCCGCCACCAAAACCACCCGAUCCCCGCCGUCAUGGUAACCUAACCUGCCGUAUCCAACUCUUUUUUUAACUACUUAAUAUCAUAUCAUCGUUGUUGUUGUUGUGGUUGUUGGUUUUUCUUUUAUUUUCUUUCUGUUACAAGUUUGUUACAUCUCUCUAUCUAACAAAACCUAACAGCAACUUCCUCCGUAACUAACGCCUCCGACAUUACCGCGCACACCACCCAAUCACUCCAACAUUCUCUCACCCACCCUCUCAUCUGUUUCCGUUAUUUUUAUUUGUUAACUGAUUUGAUUUUACGGUGCGUUGGUUUGGUACACGUAUAUUUUGGAGUUGAGGAGCUGGCGGUGGUGGCCUAUCCUUUUCCCGCUGCAACAACCGUCGGGAUUUUCAUGCGCCAUCUCUCCACGCGACAUUAAAGUCUCUAUAUUCUGUGUUUGUUGUUGUAACAAAGAUAACAGAUGAGGAGAUUCGAAGAAGAAGAAGAAGCCAAAUCCAAAGAAGAGAGAAUGACCACGAGAAGCAGCUGUUCAUCCAACGGGUUACUGCCGUCUUCGGCAUCCCCUAGGAAGACUGAUGACUUGGAGGUGGGACAACCUAUUAAGGAGUUUGAACUUGACGACGACGAUCCUUUUGAUAUCGCUCAUACCAAAAACGCUCCUCUCGAGAUUCUUCGCCGAUGGAGGCAAGCAGCACUUGUGUUAAAUGCUUCACGGCGUUUUCGGUACACCUUGGACUUGAAAAAGGAAGAAGAGAGAGAGCAAAGAAGACGGAUGGUCAGAUCUCAUGCGCAAGUUAUAAGGGCCGCAUUACUCUUUCGGUUGGCGGGUGAACGACAAAUUGUGUUGGGUCCCUCAGCUACACCUCCAACUGUUACAGGUGAUUAUGCAAUUGGACUUGAAGAACUCGCUUCAAUGACCAGGGAUCAUAAUAUUUAUUCUCUGCAACAAUGUGGUGGCGUUAAAGGAUUGUCAAGUAUGCUGAAAACCAAUCUUGCCACUGGUAUUGCUGGAGAUGAGAAUGAUUUGAUAAAGCGAAUGAACACAUUUGGAACAAAUAGAUAUCCCCAGAAAAAAGGACGUGGUUUUUGGAGGUUCCUUUGGGAAGCUUGGCAAGAUUUAACCCUCAUCAUCUUGAUUGUAGCUGCCAUAGCAUCACUUGGAUUGGGAAUCAAGACAGAGGGGUUGUCACAUGGAUGGUAUGAUGGGGUGAGCAUCUCUUUUGCUGUUAUGCUUGUCAUAAUUGUUACAGCUGUUAGUGAUUACCGUCAAUCUCUGCAGUUUCAAAAUUUAAAUAAGGAAAAACAAAACAUACAAUUAGAGGUCAUGAGAGGUGGUAGAAUUAUGAAAAUCUCAAUAUUUGAUAUUGUAGUUGGUGAUGUUGUGCCUCUUAGAAUAGGAGACCAGGUUCCAGCUGAUGGAAUCUUGAUUACUGGCCAUUCUCUUGCAAUAGAUGAAUCUAGCAUGACCGGUGAAAGCAAAAUUGUUCACAAGGAUCAGAAUGCUCCCUUUCUGAUGUCUGGUUGUAAAGUAGCAGAUGGUAUUGGUACUAUGCUGGUAACUGGUGUUGGAAUCAAUACUGAAUGGGGUUUGUUGAUGGCAAGUAUCUCAGAGGAUACUGGUGAAGAAACUCCCUUGCAGGUACGUUUGAAUGGACUCGCAACUUUUAUAGGCAUUGCGGGGCUUGCUGUAGCCCUUUCUGUGCUUGCUGUCCUUUUGGGCCGAUAUUUUACUGGAAAUACAAAAAAUCCAGAUGGAAGUGUCCAGUUUAUCAAAGGCGAGACAACAGUCAGUAAAGCAGUAGACGGAGUGAUAAAAAUACUUACCAUUGCAGUUACGAUUGUGGUUGUUGCUGUUCCUGAGGGACUUCCAUUGGCUGUUACCUUGACUCUGGCAUAUUCAAUGCGGAAAAUGAUGGCUGAUAAAGCCUUGGUUCGUAGGCUUUCAGCAUGUGAAACUAUGGGCUCUUCAACAACAAUUUGCAGUGAUAAGACUGGAACAUUGACUUUGAAUCAGAUGACUGUGGUUGAGGCUUAUGUUGGGAGUCAGAAGAUAAACCCACCAGAUGACCCCUCACAAUUGCAGUCAGAAGCAGGCUCGUUGUUAUGUGAGGGUAUUGCACAGAACACAACAGGCAAUGUGUUUGUUCCCAAGGAUGGUGGAGACGUAGAGAUUACUGGAUCUCCAACUGAAAAGGCUAUCCUCUCUUGGGCAGUCAAGUUGGGGAUGAAGUUUGAUGUUCUUAGAGCAGAGUCGAAAAUUCUGCAUGUUUUCCCUUUUAAUUCUGAGAAGAAGCGAGGUGGUGUUGCAAUACAAAUGGCUGAUUCUAAAGUUCACAUACACUGGAAGGGAGCAGCUGAGAUGGUUCUUGCCUCUUGUACUGGAUAUCUUGAUUCAAAUGGUUCAUUGCAAUCCAUUGAUAAAGAAAUGGAUUUUUUUAAGGUCGCUAUUGACGACAUGGCUGCCCGCAGCUUGCGAUGUGUUGCUAUUGCAUACAGACCAUAUGAAUUGGACAAAGUUCCUACUGAUGAAGAGAGCUUAGGAAAAUGGGUUUUGCCUGAAGAUGAGCUUGUUCUGCUUGCUAUUGUUGGCAUCAAGGAUCCUUGUCGCAAAGGUGUAAAUGAUGCAGUGAGAAUUUGCACAGCAGCUGGUGUAAAGGUACGAAUGGUCACUGGAGACAAUAUUCAGACAGCAAAAGCAAUAGCUUUGGAGUGUGGGAUUCUCAGUUCUGGUGCUGAUGCUACAGAGCCUAAUAUCAUUGAAGGAAAAGUAUUCCGGGCAUAUUCGGAAAAAGAAAGAGAAAUAAUUGCCAAGAAAAUAACGGUGAUGGGAAGAUCGUCUCCUAAUGACAAGCUUUUGCUUGUGCAAGCCCUUCGUAAGGGAGGGGAAGUUGUAGCUGUGACUGGGGAUGGCACGAAUGAUGCUCCUGCACUUCAUGAGGCUGAUAUAGGGCUUUCUAUGGGCAUUCAAGGGACUGAAGUUGCAAAGGAGAGCUCGGAUAUUGUUAUCUUGGAUGAUAAUUUUGCUUCAGUUGUGAAGGUUGUCCGAUGGGGGCGUUCUGUGUAUGCCAACAUUCAGAAAUUUAUCCAAUUCCAGCUCACUGUUAAUGUUGGAGCUUUAGUAAUCAACGUUGUUGCAGCAGUCUCUUCUGGUGAUGUUCCCCUAAAUACAGUGCAGCUUCUAUGGGUCAAUCUUAUCAUGGACACACUUGGGGCACUUGCAUUGGCGACGGAACCACCAACAGACCACCUUAUGCAUAGGACACCAGUGGGUCGAAGGGAACCUCUUAUAACAAACAUCAUGUGGAGGAACUUGCUCAUACAGGCUCUAUACCAAGUUGCUGUUCUCCUUGUACUCAACUUCCGGGGCUUGAGUAUUCUUCACUUGAAUCAAGAUGACAGGAAACAUGCUACAAUUGCGAAGAAUACUAUGAUAUUCAAUGCAUUUGUUCUCUGUCAAGUUUUCAAUGAGUUUAAUGCUCGAAAGCCAGAUGAAAUAAAUGUCUUCAAAGGAGUAACAAAAAACCACUUAUUUAUGGGAAUAGUUGGAUUUACCGUUAUCCUUCAGAUAAUCCUCAUUGAAUUCACUGGAGACUUUACCACAACUGUGAGACUUAAUUGGAAACAAUGGCUUAUAUGUGUUGCCAUUGGCAUUGUCAGCUGGCCUCUUGCCGCAGUUGGAAAACUCAUUCCAGUUCCAAAGACUCCACUAUCUGUGUACUUCAGAAAGCCAUUUCGACGAUGCAGAACUGCUAGGAAUGCAUUAAUGCCCCGGUGGGGGCUUUCAUUAAACUGAUAUCCUGACACGGCUUCCAGUUCAUGAAAGGUAACACACUGAUAUGCUCAAAGUGCGUAACUGCAUUUAGGUGAUAUGGUAAAGCCUAAACUAACCCCCAAUGUAGUAGUAAGAUGAUAUUUCAUUAACUGUAUAAAACAACUGGAAACAUCUAGUGUUAUAUCCGCUGGUUACAUGAAUUGUAAAAUAAGAUAUAAAGAACUAGAUUUGCCUUUUCUAUUGAAACUUCUUUUACGUCUGGAAGGGGGGUGAAGACCUGAGUAAAGUGGGUUUUCUGAACAUGAUGAUGGUACAUAGAGGAGGAUUUGUUCCUCGUUCUUGUGGUUCAAUGUCUAUAUGUUUCUGCAUUGAGGAGGAUUUGUUCCUCUUUCUUGCAGUUGAAUGUAUGUGUUUCUGCAUGUGCUUUCCAAGCCAGGACUCACUUAGUGACUUUGAAAAGGAUUUUUUGGCUAAAGUUAAGCGCUGAUGGAACACUAUGAUCACCAGGUGUGUUAAGCACUUAGAAUAAUGGUGUCUUUCGAAAGAAAGAUGAUUAAUCAUCAUGAACGCACUCGUUGAAUAUUUAUGAUGGAUUCCUAUAUUGAUACUUCUAUAGUCUGU